Ochotona princeps (American pika) is the source of this 3425-nucleotide messenger RNA. RefSeq names its product protein phosphatase 4 regulatory subunit 3B (gene PPP4R3B). The record is from RefSeq and is a predicted model, not a curated record. Gene Ontology annotation, biological process: DNA damage response; protein dephosphorylation. Bases 466 to 2937 code for a protein of 823 amino acids. Gene Ontology annotation, molecular function: protein phosphatase activator activity. The transcript is spliced from 16 exons. Gene Ontology annotation, cellular component: nucleoplasm; protein phosphatase 4 complex. Lineage: Eukaryota; Metazoa; Chordata; Mammalia; Lagomorpha; Ochotonidae.
CCACCUCGGCGGCGGACCCUCCUCGCGAGAGCGCCCGGCCAACAAUCCGGCUCUCGGAGCGCGUGCCGAAGCGGGGAUGCUGCGCCUUGGACUCGUCGGCUGCCGUAGCCCCUGCUAGGACAGCCCGUGCGCAGCGGCUGCGGGAGGAAGAGAAAGGCAGAGUCGGGUUACAAGAUGGCGGAUUUGUAGUAGUUCCCGCGGCGCCAGGAGAGCGAGCGAGCUCGGGGGGGAGGGCUGAAGGGAGGGGAGGGGGGGUGUGCGGGGGUGAAGUGAGAGGUAACGGGGGUUCCGGGUGGAGGAAUCGGGUCGGCUCCCUGUCACCCCCUUUUCGGUGUCUGUACCUUGGGAGUCAUGUCCUCGGGCGCCUCCGGAGCCGCCGCCGCCGCUAGCGUCUCUCAAGAAUGAGGGACGCUGACUAGGUGUGCGAAGAGGCGGCGGCCGGAGCGGAGGGGGACGGCAGCCACCAUGUCGGAUACGCGGCGGCGAGUGAAGGUGUAUACUCUGAACGAAGACCGGCAGUGGGACGACCGGGGCACCGGGCACGUCUCCUCCACGUACGUGGAGGAGCUCAAAGGGAUGUCGCUGCUGGUUCGAGCAGAGUCGGACGGAUCACUACUUUUGGAAUCAAAGAUAAAUCCAAACACUGCAUAUCAGAAACAACAGGAUACAUUAAUUGUUUGGUCAGAAGCUGAGAAUUAUGAUCUGGCUCUAAGUUUUCAGGAAAAAGCUGGCUGUGAUGAAAUCUGGGAAAAAAUUUGCCAGGUUCAAGGUAAAGACCCAUCUGUGGAAGUGACUCAAGACCUUAUUGAUGAAUCAGAGGAAGAACGAUUUGAAGAAAUGCCUGAAACGAGUCAUCUGAUUGACCUGCCCAGUUGUGAACUCAAUAAACUUGAAGAGAUUGCUGAUUUAAUUACCUCAGUUCUCUCCUCACCUAUCCGUAGGGAAAAGCUGGCUUUAGCCUUGGAAAAUGAAGGUUAUAUUAAAAAACUUCUGCAGCUGUUCCAGGCAUGUGAGAACCUAGAAAACACUGAAGGUUUACACCAUUUGUACGAAAUUAUUAGAGGAAUCCUGUUCCUAAAUAAGGCAACUCUUUUUGAGGUUAUGUUUUCUGAUGAGUGUAUCAUGGAUGUCGUGGGAUGUCUCGAAUAUGACCCUGCUUUGGCUCAGCCAAAAAAACAUAGAGAAUUCUUGACCAAGACUGCAAAGUUUAAAGAAGUUAUACCAAUCACAGACUCUGAACUACGGCAAAAAAUACACCAGACUUACAGGGUACAGUAUAUUCAGGACAUCAUUUUGCCUACACCAUCUGUUUUUGAAGAGAAUUUUCUUUCUACUCUUACAUCUUUUAUUUUCUUCAACAAAGUUGAGAUAGUCAGCAUGCUACAGGAAGAUGAGAAGUUCUUGUCUGAAGUGUUUGCACAAUUAACAGAUGAGGCUACUGAUGAUGAUAAAAGGCGUGAGUUGGUUAAUUUUUUCAAGGAAUUUUGUGCAUUUUCUCAGACAUUACAACCUCAAAACAGAGAUGCGUUUUUCAAAACUUUGGCAAAACUGGGAAUCCUUCCUGCUCUUGAAAUUGUAAUGGGCAUGGAUGAUUUGCAGGUCAGAUCAGCUGCUACAGAUAUCUUUUCUUACCUAGUAGAGUUUAGUCCAUCUAUGGUCCGAGAAUUUGUAAUGCAAGAAGCCCAACAGAGUGACGAUGAUAUUCUUCUUAUUAAUGUACUGAUUGAACAAAUGAUCUGUGAUACUGACCCAGAACUUGGAGGUGCUGUGCAGUUAAUGGGACUUCUUCGUACUCUAAUUGAUCCAGAGAAUAUGCUAGCUACAACUAAUAAAACUGAAAAAAGUGAGUUUCUAAAUUUCUUCUACAACCAUUGUAUGCAUGUCCUUACAGCACCACUUUUGACCAAUACUUCAGCAGACAAAUGUGGAAAGGAUAAUAUAAUUGAGUCUAACAGAAACAACACAAUUUGUCCUGAUAAUUAUCAAACAGCACAGCUACUUGCCUUAAUUUUAGAAUUACUCACAUUUUGUGUGGAACAUCACACAUACCACAUUAAAAAUUAUAUUAUGAAUAAGGACUUGCUAAGAAGAGUCUUGGUCUUGAUGAAUUCAAAGCAUACUUUCCUGGCCUUGUGUGCUCUUCGUUUUAUGCGGCGGAUAAUUGGCCUGAAAGAUGAAUUUUAUAAUCGUUACAUCACCAAAGGAAAUCUGUUUGAACCAGUUAUAAAUGCUCUACUGGAUAAUGGAACUCGGUACAAUCUAUUAAAUUCAGCUGUUAUUGAGUUGUUUGAGUUUAUAAGAGUGGAAGAUCUCAAGUCUCUUACUGCACAUAUAGUUGAAAACUUUUAUAAAGCACUUGAAUCGAUUGAAUAUGUUCAGACAUUCAAAGGAUUGAAGACUAAAUAUGAGCAAGAAAAAGACAGACAAAAUCAGAAACUGAACAGUGUACCAUCUAUAUUGCGUAGUAACAGAUUUCGCAGAGAUGCAAAAGCCUUGGAAGAGGAUGAAGAAAUGUGGUUUAAUGAAGAUGAAGAGGAGGAAGGAAAAGCAAUUGUGCCACCAGUUGAAAAAUCUAAACCAGAAGAUGAUUUUCCUGAUAGCUACGAAAAAUUUAUGGAGACUAAAAAAGCAAAAGAAAGUGAAGACAAGGAAAACCUUCCUAAAAGAACAUCUUCUGGUAGCUUCAAAUUCACUUUCUCCCACUCUGCCAGUGCUGCCAAUGGAGCAAACAGUACAAACAGUAAAUGUGUAGUGGCUCAGACAGCACCAGCACAUUCAAACGGGUCCUCUUCCAAAACGACAGGCCUGGCUGCGUCAGUCACAGCUACCAAGGGAAGUUUGGUUGGCUUAGUGGAUUAUCCUGAUGAUGAAGAGGAAGAGGAAGAAGAAGAAGAAGAAGAAACAUCCCCCAGGAAAAGACCUCGUCUUGGCUCAUAAAGUACUUUACAGGAGAACCAUUAACAUUGGUCUUACUGAAAUGCUGCAGCUGUUCAAUGAGCUGAAUGUGUGAAUCAGAAAGGUUUCUCACUUGAACUCAUAAAUGUACACGGAGUUAUCAGCUGGGUGAGUUUAGUGCUGGUGAAAACCAGGCUUGCCAGGAAUGCCAUCGCUUGCUAACAGUUACGGGGUUUGCCUUUCAGUCUCUUAAAAAAAAAAGUUCGUAACCAGACCUAGGAAGUAGCUUCUCAGCAAGGAAAACCUCAGGUUUUGGGAUGGUUUGUGGGCAAAGAAAAGGUUGAUAAAGUGACAGUAGUGCAGGGUUGCUCCAGGGUUCCAAUCUAGAACCAGUUACAAAACUUGAGUUGCAAACCCAAUAACAUUACUUGUAUAAUGGUGCUGGCCAUGUUGUUGUUUUAAUCAUCUGCCUCUUUUUAAAAUAGAUUUUUAUGAGAAAAAAAUUCAUCUAUCAUAAAAGAUAAAGUUAA